Aethina tumida (small hive beetle) is the source of this 7052-nucleotide messenger RNA. Its product is annotated as 1-phosphatidylinositol 4,5-bisphosphate phosphodiesterase epsilon-1-like. The transcript is spliced from 24 exons. The record is from RefSeq and is a predicted model, not a curated record. Bases 424 to 6261 code for a protein of 1945 amino acids. NCBI's taxonomy places the organism in Eukaryota, Metazoa, Arthropoda, Insecta, Coleoptera, Nitidulidae. Gene Ontology annotation, molecular function: phosphatidylinositol-4,5-bisphosphate phospholipase C activity; guanyl-nucleotide exchange factor activity. Gene Ontology annotation, biological process: lipid metabolic process; phosphatidylinositol-mediated signaling; small GTPase-mediated signal transduction.
UGUCGGGACGCGGACUGCAUCGUUUCUGCGCCUUCUGAUCCUCCGAUCUCUGAUCGUGUCAACGCCAACGUGAACGCAGCCGACACACACACGGUGUCCAACCGAAAACUCUGAACGUUCAGACGUUGCAGCGUUGGAGUUUGGGGAAAACGGUUUGGUCGGAGUGCGUCGCGCGCAUCACGUGCCACUCGGUCCGCUCUAUCCGCUCUAUACGCUCUGUCACGAAGACACAUUAUCCAACAACAUUCGUCGCCUCUAUAGUGAAGAAAAGCAGGUGGUGGCGGGCGGGCGUUGCGGUGGCGGACUUGGCACAGAACAACAGCAGAACAACAGCAGAAGACCAAGAAGCGGCUUCGGGAACGGUCAGAGGGGGCGACACAUGAGCGGUGGCGAGGCGGCGCCGCCCCGGCCCUUGGGCGGGCAAUGCGCGAGUUAGGCGCCCGCCCCGUCAGGCUAACACUAAUCACCGAGGACCUCCAGCCCGACAUUCAUGUGCACCAUCUAUCCAACGCUGACGAGCUGGAGAAGAGGAUUCCUCUCGCAUCGGCGCAGACUACACACUGCGCAGAGCUGGAGGAGUUGCAGGAGCUGCUCCACUUCCCUGAAGAGGUUGCGCUGCGCCUUGCCGACACCGAAUACCAACUGUUCUACCAGGUACCCCCGAUCGACUAUCUGCGACAGGUGACACUAGACCUGGGGGGCUCUACGGCGGGCGGCGCCCCGACUCCGGCGAGCGCCGCCAGUGCCGAGGCCCAAACACAGACGAUCGCCCCGAAUGCCACAACCGCCACCGCCGCCGCUACCGCAUCCGCAACUGGCAAUCGAUCUUCAUCAGUUGCCACUCUCAUCAAACGAUUCAAUGAGGUGAGCGCAUGGGUAACCCAACUGAUCAUCUCCCAGCCCACCCACGAUGCUCGAAGGGCAGUUUUAUCCUGCGUCCUUCGGGUCGCCUUGUCCUCGUGGAACAUCGGCAACUUCAACGGCGCGAUGGAAAUCAUCGCCGGACUCAAAUCGAACAAACUGAAGCCGUUCUGGCUGAGCAUCACGGAGAAGGAGAGUCUGCCGGUCCUGGACUUCUUGUCGGCGGCCCUCCUGAGCGCCGAAUACGACCGUGCCUUAAGCCGCGCCCUCGCCAUGGCCGAAUGUCCCGUCGUGCCGUUCUUCGGCGCGUUCCUGCGUGAGCUGCGCGAGAUACUGAGCGCGGGCGCCGCCCAAGGAGCGCCUCCGCCCGGUGCGCCUCACGAGGUACCGCUGGGCGGCGGCGGCCCGCAGGACGUGGGGGCGCAGCUGCCGCCGAAACCCAAAUCGGGACCGGCGGGAUCGCACAGGGACCAGAUGCACCAUAGACAAGUGUUCAUUUCGGAUUAUGACGGGGAGGACCACCACUUUACGAAAAUCGGUCCGGGCGGGUUGAUCAACCUGGAGAAGAUCUACCGGACGCAAGCUGUGAUGGACCACAUCUCGUUGUGCCACCAACAUUACCACACCAGGAACCGAUUGUCGCCCACCUCGUCGCUCAUCGAUUAUCUAAAGUGUUCGACAGCGAACGAGCAGCGCGUUUUAGCAGCUGCACCGCCGGAAAAGGCGGAACUGGACUCGGAAUACGAUUGCGACGUGGACGAUUACCAUCCGGUCCAGCCUUUAAUUCACGAUCACGGCGUCAGUUUCGUGUGUCUUUCGUCACCGCACACCAAAGUCGACCAACACGUCAUGCAGAUUUUACAUCACGGGUCGACAGUAGUUUUAUGGGAGGGAGCCGAAGGGGGUACCACAACAGCGGGCGCCACCCGAGGGGUGCUCCUCUAUCUAAGACUGGACAGAUCAUCGACGACGCUCACGUGGGUGAGACCGAGUUGGAGCGGACUGAAGGCAGGUUCUUCAGGUGACGGAGGCAGCGACCCGUUCAGCGCCGACUUCAAUCUGUCCUUCAAUCCGGAGGACACGCUUGCACCGGGAUUGUUGACCAAACUGGCUCUGCAAGCGGCCGGCGAUCAAUCCACUGGAUCCACGCUGGACGAUGGAUUCUUGGAUCUGUUGGCGGUAAAAGAGGUCCACCUGGGCGGAAGAGACGCGGAACGGGAGGCGGAAGUGGCGGCGGUCGCGAGGCGAUACGGGCUGAACCACGAACCCGGAAACGAGUGUGCUUUGACCAUCCUUUACGGCUACACCUUGAGCGACAACCGUUUACUUUACGUUGUUUGUCCUCCAGCCGAAUGCAGAGUAUGGUACAGCGGGUUGUGUUGGUUGAUUAAGGGAUUGGCGAGACAGCAGGCGCUCUGCGAUCGCAGACUUUUGUGGCUCAGAGAACAGUACAUGCAGCUUUACCACGAGGACGGUUACUGUUGCGGACCUUUGGCUGCCGACGCCAUAAGGUCGUUUGGCGGAAGAGACUGGUCUUUGGCGGGGAUGGCGAAUCAAGGCGGACAAGUCGGUGAACCUUCGGGCGCCCUGAGAAGAGAAGUGUCGAUGAAGAUCAAAAAGAAACAGCUCCUCAGCAAUCAAACUUUCAAAGAUCGCAGCUUAAGAAGUCAAUUCGUCGAACCUUCGACGAUGUGCAUGGAAAGCAGUUACUGGAGGAAUCCCACUCAUCACCGUCAAUCAACACCCACCACUUUUCCGGAACAUCAACCCGAUGUAGCACGUCAUCACAGUUUGGGACAGCUUGCGUACAACUGUUCUCAACCCAAAUUCGACAGGGACAGACAUGGAUCUACGGAACACCUUUGGCAUGGGCGACAUCCUCGAGUUGGUUCGAUAUUAUACGACACCCAACUCGAUUUUGUGGACUUUGUAACGUUGUUCCGAUCGUUCAGUUUAUUGAUUCGUAAAGAUUUGAGGGAUUUAUUCGAACAAUUGGCCAUCUCUUACCGAAGCAUGGCUGUAAAUACCGGCACCUCGUCUUCGAAGAUCAACGGUGUCAAGACAAAGGUGGAUCAGUCUAAGAAAGCCCAAAAAUUAGGACUGUUGACGAGGAACAGCAGGGCGGAAUUGGAGGGUUCGGUGGUAAACAGUCAAAAGAAAAUAUUCGAUGCGAUAGCAGCCGCCAGUAUUUUCACAAAUUGCGCCGGAAUUGAUACGAACAACUCUCAAGUGAUUACCAUAUCCACAUUUACUAAAUUUCUAGAGACCAGACAGAUGGAGAAAUGGACCGAGGACCAAGUGAAAAGUUUGAUUUAUAGACACGAACCGGAUGCGACAUUGCGGUCGCAAAACUGUCUCUCGUUCGAGGGUUUCGCAAGAUAUCUAAUGGACAAGGACAACUACGCGUUCACUCCGGAGUGCGAGAUUCCAAACGAGACGGAUAUGAAUCGUCCCAUGUCCACAUAUUACGUGGCCUCUUCCCACAACACCUACCUGACCGGACAUCAGCUGAAAGGCGAAUCGUCCGUCGAACUUUAUAGUCAAGUUUUAUUGACUGGAUGUAGAUGCGUCGAGCUGGACUGUUGGGACGGAGACGACGGUUACCCGAUGAUCUACCACGGACACACGUUCACUACAAAAAUUCCGUUCAACGCCGUGGUGGAAACGAUCGAAAGAAACGCCUUCGUCACCUCCCCGUAUCCCGUCAUCCUUUCCAUCGAGAACCACUGCUCCCUGCAACAGCAAACGCGAAUGGCGCACAUUUUCCAAAGGAUAUUUGGUGAGAAACUGGUGACCUCCUUCCUGUUUGAGGCUGAUUUUAGUGAUGAACCGUCGUUGCCUUCUCCUGAACAAUUAAAGAACAGGAUACUGAUAAAAAAUAAGAAACUCAUCAUGGAAGUGCCUGCACCGUUAACUUUUGCCGCCGCAAUGUCCACACCUGUCCGACCUGGAUCCGGUAUGAGACACUCGGUUCCCGGUCGUACCAGCUCAAUCAUCAGCAACACCUCGUCAUCAUCGUUCAACGAUGACUUCAGCGACGACGAGUACGACGACGAGGACGACGAGGACAACAUAGACGUCAACAUGUUUCUAGAGAAGGCAAUGCAUGGAAUCGGAAUCGGCAUGAUGUCGUCGAACGAGUCUCCAAGACCGUACGGUGUACCCCACGCCGUCUCCAAAACCAGCUCCACCAAACGGAUCACCCCCGACGACAAACUCAAAAAGAAGAGCAGUCAGAUAUCGAAAGAGCUCUCCGAUAUGGUCGUCUAUGUCCAAGCAAUAAAAUUCAGAGGUUUAAACACCAUAAGUCCGAGCAGUUCCGUGAAACAAAGACAAAAAACCUGCAUGUCCAGCUCCGGAAGUUCCAUCGUCACAACCGGAAGUAGUUCCGCUUCAAACAUCAGUUCGUCUGGAGUGGCGACAAGUGAAUCGGAUGCGGUGAUUUACGAAGCCGAAAUGAAACAAUCGAGACCGAACGUUCAUCCCCCUUGUUACCAGUGUUCGUCGAUCAACGAGAAUACCGCCAAGAAAUUGUGCAGAAAACAACCGUUGGCUCUGAUUGCUCACACACAAACGCAAUUGAUGAGGACGUAUCCGGCCGGAAUGAGGAUUGACUCGUCCAAUUUUAACCCUGUCAUAUUCUGGUCGUUCGGUAUCCAAAUGGCUGCGUUAAAUUAUCAAACGGAUGACAGUCCCAUGCAAUUGAACAGUGCUCUCUUUGAAAUGAACGGACGUUGUGGAUUCGUCAGGAAACCCAGUGUCAUGUGGGACCGCUCUCAUGUCAUGUAUAGACGUUUCAACCCUUGGGAUAAAGAAUUCGACGGAAUACAUUCCUCACAAAUCGUCAUCAACAUCGUUUCAGGUCAAUACGUGUCACAAAGUAACGUCAACCUGAGCACCUACGUUGAAGUGGAAAUAAUCGGCAUUCAAAUCGACUGUAACAAACAAAAAACCAAAGUGGUCCAGAAAAAUGCGUUGAAUCCGAUCUGGAAUGACACGUUUCACUUCCGAGUCAUGUUUCAAGACCUCGCAUUCCUACGUUUCACCGUAAUGGAUGCGACAAACAAUCAUCUUUUGGCCCAAAGAAUCGUUCCUUUAAAGUGUCUCAGACCUGGUUACAGACACCUCAGACUGAGAUCGGCCCAAAACAAAACGUUGAACAUGUCGACCCUCUUCAUUUACUCGAGGGUUGAAGAAGAAAGUCUCGACAACAGCGAGAGCAGAGACGGAAUAAUCGAUAGGGCGCAACCCGAAAACGAAACCACAGAUUCGGGAACCGAAAACACUUUCGUGGGCAUAUCGGGAACACCCUUGUGCGUGAAACGACGCAUGUUCUUCCUCAUGGUAUACGGCGUCGUCUCCGAAGAACCGUACACCAUCUUGAAGAUCACACAAGAGAGCACGACUCAAGACGUCCUUCUGCUCUGUCUCCAAAAGGCUAAUCUUCCCGUCAGCAAAGUGAACGACUACAUCCUGGUGGAGGAAGUGGCCCGAGGCUGGGAGAAAAAGGACACAAACCUACCGGCGACUCAACGAAUUUUGGACCUUCACGAACGUCCGCUGCAAGCUCAAAGUCAGUGGAAAGGUGAAGGCAGGUUCAUUUUGAAAAGGAUGGGUGACGAUCCCAGCAGCAGAGCUUGGCUAUCGUCCAUCAGAAGUGUCGCCAACAGGGAGAGGGAACAAAGGAAAUCGGACGGCGCACCGAGCAACGCUUGGGAAGAAAACGACACCUUCCUGGUGUGCAUUUACAACGUGUCGCCGGAAAUUCCGUACGCAAUCCUUAAAGUUCCUUUAAACGCCUGCGCUCAGGACGUUCUCGCACAGGCUUUGGUGAAAGCGCGUCGACUGGAAGACCCCCUGAAAUUCGUAAUAGUGGAAGAGUUGGAAUGGGGCGGCACCAGUCAUAAUAUUCAACAGCGCCCGUUAGCAGAUUCCGAGAACGUGUAUAGCGCCCAGUCGCACUGGCAAACCAUCGGAAGAUUUGUGCUGCAGGAAAGGGUGAACGCCACUCCCACGUCCUUGAGAAAAAACAGAAUCGCAUCCAGUUUGAGGUUGGCCACUUUGGACCGGAUCAGUAGAGGAUUGAAUGUAGCCAGGAGUGUGGCUACCAACAGUAUUAAAGUCCCCGUUCAGGUUGCCCUGAGCGACCCGACCACUUCCAAAUGGAAGAGCAAAACAGGCGAAGACUCCACGCGGAACAAACCGAUGUCACGCGCCAAAAUGAACAGUGAAAAAGACACGAACGCCACGUCGGUGGUUAAAAAAUCGGAAGUUCAUCGCGAAGUACAUUCUGAAGGAGAGACUUUGAGUGACGAGGAAACUAAAGAGUCGGACUUAAUGGCGACCGUCAGUAGAUUGAAAAAGGUGUCGUUGCGAAAAUUUAAGGAAUGGAAGUCAUGACUUCUGGAUUAACAAUAAGUGCGCAGUGAUUUUUAUUAUGGACGACCGUCUUCGCAUCUUUGAACUAGUCAAUUUUUAAAUUUAAUUUGAUUUAAUUUAUUUGAGUGUAUUUAUUAAUUUGGGAUUGUAAAGUAAAAAAUAGUAGGAACAAACCGAAGGACCCCAGGAACAUAUCUAUCUAUCUAUCUAUCUAUCUAUUUAUCAAUCUAUCUAUUUAUAUAUUUUGUCACAGGGACGAUGAUUUGUUUUAUCUUGUUGUUGAUGCGUUUUGAUAGUUUAUAAUUUAUUAUGACCUAAUAAUUUUAUCGUUGUUAAAAAGUUAGAAUAAUACAUUAAUAUUAAUAGAUAUAUUAUAUAUAUAUAUACAUAUAUAUAAAAAAUAAAUAAAUCAAAUAUAACACAUAACUUAUUCAAAUUGUACUUAUAUGUACUACCUAAGGGAUAAAAAAAUUAAACUUGUAUUAUCACAUUUACCAUAUCUCUAAAUUUUCCAUUAGGUUUAUCUUAUUUUCAACAUAUCCCCCGUCGUAUUUAUUACAAUAAAAAAUAAACUUGCAGUAUUUAAAUAAAUAAUAAUCGUUCUUGUAAUAUACUUACAUUAACAUAACAUUUGAUGUACUUUUUAAAAAACUAUAUAUAAUAUUAUACAUAUACGAAAAUAUACAUUACUGUUAUUUUGCAGUACAAAUUUGAUUAUUGUUUUUACGUAAUAUUGUUAUAUUUAACGAUUUAUAAAAUAUAUUGCGUUAAAAAAGCACCACCAUUGUGUUAGAUUUCAUUUCUCUCUCUCU